AUGGUAACAUCCUCGGACGGAAGCAUCCAACCCCCUCCACGUACGACCUGCUGUGUCGACGAUCCACGGAAGUCAACAAGACAUGAGUGGUCUCCGUCUGUUUACAACCAAGGAGCCGCGGCCGGGUUCCCGCUGGUGCUACUCUGGACGGUCUUUAGCCGCGUCUGCAUUGCAACAUCCGCAGCACCGGCGACACAUGUGAAAAGAGGCGGCCCUCGUAACGGCGUUACUGAUACUCUCCAUACAAUGUCCAAGUUUUAUGAGCAAGUAUUCAGGCUCGCUGCAGCAACUUGGACAUCUACAACAGCCUGUUGCGCGACUUUGGGCCCCGUGGCUACGAGGACCGCCCGCGCAAAUCAAAGGCUACUGGUCUGUCGCGGCAAGUAUGACAACAUCGUUGCGAAGAAUGGCAACACCUCUCGUCAUACCUUUGAGGGAUCCCCAGAGCGUAUCGCUAUCUUACGCAUGAAUAACUUGUCGUUGGCUCUCAAUCUACAAUCCCCAAGACGAAAGGCCCUGCUGCUUUCACCUCUUCGUUCGGUAUUCGUGAUUGAACAUCUACAAAAACACCACUUGGUUUUGUCUCCCCUAAUCAGAGUAUCAUUGAAACCAACUAGAUUGCGACUGGCACAUCGACCCUGGAUUCGUGAGACGACUCUUGGAUGGGCACUCGAAACAGAGCAACAUGACUGGAUCAGCUCUAGCGUCCCAUCCCUUUCAGGAGGACCUAGAUUCUCUCUCGAUCUGUCUCAACUACUGCGAAAUCUCCAUCUCUCCAUCCACCAUGUUGUUCCCAAUCAUGCCACUUCAAGGCAUCUCAAAAAGAACCAACGAAAUCAGCACUCGCAGCUGCAAGAAGAAACGAGAUGUGUCAAAGAAACGACGAACAACAAGAGUGAGCAAUAUACAUUAAGCACUAGGCGUUUCCCUGCCCCCAUCUUCCAUGGCCGCCGCUGCAGUCGCGUGGUACAAGAUGGGGCCAAGUUAGGUGAAUCGAAAUCGCGAAACAGCUGCAAAAAGGGUGUAUCAAAAGCGGGUGUCAUGAAUGAGUGA
This is a messenger RNA of Colletotrichum lupini, 1053 nucleotides long. RefSeq lists its product as uncharacterized. Lineage: Eukaryota; Fungi; Ascomycota; Sordariomycetes; Glomerellales; Glomerellaceae. The coding region runs from base 1 to 1053 and encodes 350 amino acids. The record is from RefSeq and is a predicted model, not a curated record. The transcript has 10 exons.